Messenger RNA from Lotus japonicus, 2255 nucleotides. RefSeq lists its product as uncharacterized. Bases 1284 to 2255 code for a protein of 323 amino acids. The record is from RefSeq and is a predicted model, not a curated record. Lineage: Eukaryota; Viridiplantae; Streptophyta; Magnoliopsida; Fabales; Fabaceae. The transcript is spliced from 3 exons.
AGGAGUGUCCUCACUUGCCGCAUCGCCAUCACCAUCUUGCUUUAGCCUUAUAAGAAAUUAGUUUGACUUGCUCGCCACUCUCAGCGUAAGGCCGCCACCAUUUUGCGGUAGGUCGCUACCCUCAUUUUUGGCGGUAGGUCGCGACCCUUUAGCGGUAGGUCGCCAUCCUCUUGCGGUAGGUCGCGACCCUUAGCGUGAGGUCGCCACCCUUUUGGCGACUUUUGUGUGUCUAAAAACUGAGUCUUACAGGUCGCCACCCAUAGCGUUUGGUCGCCACCCUUUGGCAUGAGGUCACCACCCUAGCGGUAGGUCGCCACCCUUGGUGUGAUCGUCCCAUUUCGGGACUCAAAGUGCUUUGGGUUCCAAUGGCCAGUUGGAUUACCAAAGCGGUGCUCAGUAGAAUGGGCAAUUUGUACCCCACACAUCGCCAAUGAAUCCGGUGGUUACGUGGGCUUUUCCGGGGCUAAUUUAGUUCAUCGUGAAACUUGUUUCACUUUGUAACUAAAUCGCGCCAUCAGGAGCUUGUCCCACCCAAUAACAAACCGCUUAUGGAAGAGUCUUCCAAGUUUCAUAAAACUUUAAUGGUGUGCCUCAAUUCACCCACUCCUUCUCUUUGAUCCGAUUUGCUCCUCUCUGUCUGAAUCAAAACCAGUGAAGACAAUAUAACUUCUAAUAUCAACUUCAAAAUAAGAAAAUUAGGAAAUACAACUGUUCUAGGAAUGGACAUUGAAGAGAGGCAUAGUACCUAGAGGUAGAGGGAUUGUGCCAAGAGAGAGUGAGAAUGAGAGAGAGUGCUGAAUUUCAAGUGUUAUUUCAUCAAAUGAGCCAAAAAAGUCCCCUCCAAUUGAUAACUACCUCCUAUUUAUAGAGCUUGGGUACUACCUAUUGGGCCAAUUGGGCCUCCGAGGUCAAGGCCCAACUGAAGGCCAGGGCCCCGCCUCAGGGCGGGAUACAUGCUGGGCGUUGCCCCUCUAGGGGCUCGCCCAGUCCACUAGUCCACAAGACACCGAGCUCGAGGUACGAGAGCUAAGGGUGUCUUUUAAAUGCUGUUUGUACACCGGAAUCUACACUGCCAACAUGGCUUGAGAAAAGAGAAGUUAACUAUACCGCCAACAUGGCGUGAGCAAAAGGAAACUAGCAUUUUCAGUUACCCAGUCCACUGACUUGACGAGCAAACCAAGCUGGCAAGUCCACAAGUCCGCAAGCGGCGAGAACGACUACUUUGUAUUGGUGACAAGUUGGAGCAGGUGUAUGAUCUCUCGCCGGCGGGAAAGGUGGCAGGCAUGGGUCAUGUGCCGAUCAUUCAAUCAUUGACUGGCGGUGACCCCGAUGAGCGACCGAACUUCGUUGUUGGUGUCAAUCGUCAGGCGAUGGCGUUUGAUCCUUAUAGUGGCGAGGCUUUUCGCGCCUUCCCUUAUUUUAAAACCCUUUCAAAUUUCUAUCUGCCUCACGUGGCUGCCCCACGUGAUGUGUUGGUUACAUCAAUUUCCCUCUUUCUCCGGAACCGUCACUUCACCUUUCAUAACCGUCCCAUCGUGCGCAGUAACUCCCCUUUGCACGCGACCCACCUCCCCAAAACCACCAUGACUUCCAACCUUCCACACGCGUCCAACACGCGUCACCCUUCCAGCUUCUCCCCUUCUCCUAUAAAAACCCUUCUUCCCCACUGUCAUCCCUUUCCAAGACCCCUCUUCACUUCCCUAAUCGCUUACCAAACUCCUUCUGCCCACUUCCGCUCCGGAGCCGUCGCUUAUCACCCUUUCCGCUACCCACUCUUCACAUCCUACUCCGGUGAGUCCCACUGUCCUUAUCUUUACAUCGCACACAUACUGAUCUUUUCUUUUCUUUCACUUCACUGCCUUCUAAAAAUGGCUUCAAACCCUACCUCCCCUAAUCACUCUUCUUCCUCCUCCGAAAGCGACCCUGACUCCACCGCUGCCGGCGGCCUCCGUUUAGAGGUUCCGGAGAUCCCAGCUCACCGACUACAAACCUACGCCACUCUGCCCCUUCCAGUCCAAGUAGCCCCCAAACACGAGGCUAUAGAUCAACCUUCCAUCUUCCAAGAUAGCGAUCCCAUUGUGCAAUUCGUGAACUCCCUGGGUGGCUUGUCCAAUGACGAUGAGUUUAACGCCAAACUCAGGAUCUGGGUUUGCAGUCCCGGGGAUCGCCCCUGGCUUCACAAGCCAGACGGCGACGUAAAGAGAUCCCAUUUUUUCUUUGCGUACGAAUACAUGUUUAUACACUGGACAAUUUGA